AUGAGCCAUUUUGUGACUCUUUGUGUUUUCGAUGUCAGACUUCAGCCAACAGAAAUGGAGACCCUGGACCUGUUGAGGAAUUGUUUGGUGUGCAAAUGGGAUCUGCGGAGGAGAAACCCCAGAAUACUACCUUGCCUUCAUUCCUUCUGUAAGGACUGUCUUCCGGAUCUGAUUCAAGGAUAUAGCUGUAUUCCCACUGAGUAUGAAGUCCUAUACGAAGGUAUACUUUCCUGCCCUGUGUGCAAACAGACCUGCUUUGCAAGGGAUGUAGUUGAAAAUUUCUUUCUCAAGGACUUUCCCACUGGUAAUUCAGCUAUGGCAAAGAGCUGCUCCACGUGUAAAGACAGGAGACCUGCUCACAGUCUCUGUACAAGCUGCAAUAAGUGGUUGUGUAGCUCAUGUACAGAGGAACACAGACAUGGCAAGGAAACUGGAGACCGCUUCCUGUCUGUAUCCCUGAAGGGCUGCACAGCAACUGAAGAUGAAGCAAGUGAAUUUUCCUUAUUUUGCCCAGUGCACUCUCAAGAGCCACUCAAGCUGUUUUGUGAGACCUGUGAUACCCUUACGUGCCACAGCUGCCUUCUGACAGAGCAUAAGGAACACAGGUUCAGACAUCUUGAUGAAGCUUUGCAAAAUCAGAGAGUUAUCCUGGAAAAUAUCGUAACUAAAGUGGAAGAGAAAAAAAAUGGGAUUCAGGUUUCAGCUAAACAGAUUGAAGACAGGUUGCUUGAAGUAAAACAUUUAUACAAAAAGGUAGAAAAUCAAAUACAAAUGGCCAAGAUGAUUUUGAUGAAUGAAAUCAAUAAACGAACCAACAUCCUUCUUGAACAACUUGAAAAAAUCACCAGUGAAAGGAAGCAGAAAUUGGAGCAACAACUGCAAGGAGUUGUGGUUUUAAGCAGGCAGGUAGAACAUGUGCAGAACUUCAUCAGUUGGGCAGUGUGCAGUAAAAGCAGCAUCCCAUUUCUCUUCAGUAAAGAACUGAUUGUAUUUCAGAUCCAGCGCUUGUUAGAGACAAACUGUAACACAGACAUAGGCCCUCCUCUGAAGAUCAGAUUUACUUGGGAUCCCUCCUACUGGACUAAACAACUGUCCAAUUUGGGAGGUUUCACUAUGGAAGGUGGACACAUUUCUCACUCAGAUGUACUACUCGGUGGAAAUGUGCAAGGAUUACAGACCUCCUUGUAUCAUGGGCACUGUUCACCAGCAUCACAGCUGGAGCCUGUGAAUAGCCAGCCACAUCAGUUUCCACCUGCAGUUCAGUGUCCUGUGCCUGUGUGUUGCUCGCACUGCCUCAGUGUACCUCACCCAAGCAAAGCUCAGCCUUCUUACCAAGACAUAAACUGCCAUCAGAAUUUUCAACAACCUCCCAAACUGCAUCAGCAGUAUUUUCCUCUGCAGUACAGCAUACAGCAACAUGACAAAGAGCAGAGGGGUGUCCCCCAGCCUAUGAAGCUAACACAGUCUGAGCUGGAACAGCAGUUGCGGUCAGAGCCAGAGAAUGUGUCCGUGAGGAUGGGAAAGCACUUACCAUCCCAGCAGCUGCAGCAGACUGCACCCCUGGGUUAUGCUGUUGUAUCACAUGAGGCUCAGCAAGUUCACAUGAGCCAUCCACAGCCAUUCCGCACACAGGCUUCUUUGCAGACAUCAACUGUGCAAGUGCAACUUGGUCAUCUCCAGAAGAUAAAAUCUAACCACUUGCAGCAGCCACCACAGCAGCAGCAGCUGCCACCAGCAUCACCACCAUCAGAUCAGAAUGAGAACACCCACACACAAGUCAUCCAGCAGAGCCUGGACAUAAUGCACCACCAGUUUGAACUGGAGGAGAUGAAAAAGGAUUUGGAGCUUCUUCUGCAGGCCCAAGGACAGUCCAGCUUGCAGCUGAACCAAGCCAAGCCACCUCAGCAUGUUCAACAGACCAUAGUUGGUCAAAUCAACUACAUAGUGAGGCAGCCAGCCCCAGUUCAGCAACAAAUCCAAGAUGAAGCACAAGUCUGUGAGAGUUCGACUGAACUUGAUGCACAGAAGCCUGUAAUUCCCCUUGACAAAAGUGGUGGUCCCUCCCUGUCACAGUCACUAGAUGAAGAAGCUAGUGUCAGCAGUCACUCCCCUGAGAGCAUAUUGCAACAACCAGCUUUCCAUCCAGUGAGAAAG
Molecule: messenger RNA, 2154 nt
Organism: Pelecanus crispus (Dalmatian pelican)
Lineage: Eukaryota; Metazoa; Chordata; Aves; Pelecaniformes; Pelecanidae
Source: RefSeq, a predicted model, not a curated record